UCCCUUCCCCCCCCCUCCCCCCUGCACACACACAUAUUACCCUGUUGCCCUCGGACUCCGGAGCCACGAGCCCACGGAUCGGGCCCUUUUCUCCCCGAGGAAGAGGAUUAAUUACCCCGUUGGAUUAUUUAUUUCCCCGCGAUCAGAGGAAGGAAAGAUGCCGGCCGGGUUCUCCCCUUAAUCCCCGGAUUCGUUACCCCAUUUUCUCCUGUUGGAUGCAUCACCCCUUCGCCUCCCCUCCAAGAAGAGGAGCGGGGAUCGAUCCCAAUCUACGCUGCAUUUCCCACUGCCUCCCUCUGUCCUCCCCUUUUUCCCCCCCCCCCCCCCCCCCCCAUUUCAUAUCCAGAGGAGAAAACGCUCUGAGUUUCUCUUUUAAAAUAAUAAUAAUAAUUUUUAACCCUCCUCUCUCACUCCUUCCCUGGUUAUUUAUCCUGCCACUAUUCCGUGUGUGUGUGCGUACGUAAAGCCCUUAUUUAACCGCAUUAUUAUUUGUGCGUGUGCCUCGCCCCCUCCCCCGUCCCCUCGCAGUGUCUGUCUCCCUCUCCCUCUCUCUCUCUCUCUCUCUCUCUCUCUCUCUCUCUGUCUGUCUCUUUCUUUCUUGUCGGAGGCUGUGGGAUAAUGGCGUGUGGGUUGUGGCUGUGAGGAUGAGUUCCUGCUUCGUGCCGAACGGGGCCAGCCUGGAGGAUUGCCAUUCCAACCUCUUCUGCCUGGCUGAUCUAACUGGGAUUAAAUGGAAGCGAUACGUAUGGCAGGGUCCAACAUCUGCCCCCAUUCUCUUUCCGGUCACGGAAGAGGACCCUAUUUUGAGCAGCUUCAGUCGCUGUCUGAAGGCGGAUGUGCUCAGUGUUUGGCGCCGAGACCAGAGACCUGGACGCAGGGAGCUGUGGAUAUUUUGGUGGGGUGAUGACCCCAACUUUGCUGACCUUAUCCAUCACGAUCUCUCAGAAGAAGAAGAUGGUGUUUGGGAGAAUGGACUUUCUUAUGAAUGUCGCACUCUGCUUUUCAAAGCUGUUCACAACCUGUUGGAGAGGUGUUUAAUGAACAGGAACUUUGUGCGCAUUGGGAAAUGGUUUGUGAAGCCUUAUGAGAAAGAUGAAAAACCUAUAAACAAAAGCGAGCACUUGUCCUGCUCAUUCACCUUCUUCUUACAUGGGGAUAGUAAUGUUUGCACCAGUGUGGAGAUCAGUCAGCAUCAACCUGUGUACCUGCUUAGUGAAGAACACCUCACCCUUGCCCAGCAGUCUAACAGCCCUUUCCAAGUUAUUCUAAGUCCCUUUGGAUUAAAUGGCACGCUCACAGGGCAGUCAUUCAAGCUCUCUGAUUCAUCUACAAAAAAGCUUAUUGGUGAAUGGAAACAAUUCUAUCCUGUCACUUCAAACUUGAAGGAGGGGUCUGAAGAAAAACAAGAAGAUAUGGAUUGGGAGGAUGAUUCUUUAGCUGCUGUUGAAGUCCUUGUUGCUGGUGUGCGAAUGGUGUAUCCAGCGUGCUUCGUCCUAGUUCCCCAAACAGACAUCCCUGCUCCUAGCACUGUUGGGACGUCUCACUGUUCAACUACUUGCUUGGGUGUCCACCAAGUGCCUGCUUCCACACGAGAUCCUGCCAUGUCCUCAGUAACUCUGACUCCUCCGACAUCCCCUGAAGAAGUUCAAACAGUUGAUGCUCAAUCUGCCCAGAAAUGGGUGAAGUUUUCUUCAGUUUCUGAUGGAUUUAUCUCUGACAGUACUAGCCAUCAUGGUGGCAAAAUACCUAGAAAACUGGCCAAUCAGGUGGUGGACAGAGUUUGGCAAGAAUGCAAUAUGAACAGAACACAGAACAAGCGGAAAUAUUCUGCUACAUCAAACAGCUUGUGUGAUGAAGAGACAGCUGACAAGGUAGCAUCCUGGGAUUUUGUUGAAGCCACACAGAGGACAAAUUGCAAUUGUUCAAGGCACAAAAAUCUCAAACCAAGGAAUUCAAGUCAACAGGGGCAGGCACCACCUGUGGGCCAGCAGCAACAAGCAGCUCCAAAGCACAAGACAAAUGAGAAGCAAGACAAAGGGGAUAAACCACAAAAACGCCCUUUGACUCCUUUUCAUCAUCGUGUAUCUAUCAGUGAUGAUGUUGCCAUGGAGGCAGAUUCGGCAAGUCAGAGGCUUGUGAUGACUGCACCAGACAGUCAAGUGAGAUUUUCAAAUAUCCGAACUAAUGAUGUAGCAAAGACUCCUCAGAUGCAUAAUGCUGAAAUGCAUAAUGCUGAAAUGGCAAAUUCACCUCAGCCACCACCGCUUAGUCCUCACCCGUGUGAUGUAGUUGAUGAAGGGGUAACUAAAGCUCCUUCUACUCCUCAGAGUCAACAUUUCUACCAGAUGCCAACACCAGAUCCCUUGGUUCCCACAAAAGCAAUGGAAGACAGACUUGAUGGCUUGUCUCAGCCUUUUCCAGCUCAAUUUCCUGAAGUUAUAGAGCCUACGAUGUAUGUUGGUACUGCAGUGAAUUUGGAGGAAGACGAAGCUGAUACUACAUGGAAGUAUUACAAAGUUCCAAAGAAAAAGGAUAUGGAAUUCUUACCACCUCAGCUUCCAAAUGAUAAGUUGAGAGAUGAUCCAGUAAUACCUGCUGGACAGGAGAACAUAACAUCAGUUACAGAAUUAAUGGUGCAAUGUAGGAAGCCUUUAAAGGUUUCGGAUGAACUGGUGCAGCAGUAUCAGAGUAAAAACCAGUACCUAGCAGCAGUAGUGUCAGAAGCUGACCAGGAACCUGAAAUUGAUCCUUAUGCCUUCGUUGAUGGUGACGUGGAGUUCUUAUUUCCUGACAGCAAAAAAGACCGACAGAACAUCGAGAGGGAAACUGGGAAGAAACACAAGGCUGAGGACGGUACGUCUGGUGUUACAGUUCUAUCCCAUGAAGGAGAGGAUGCUAUGUCUUUGUUUAGUCCUUCUGUCAAACAAGAUGCCCAACGUAUUGCUGCUCAUGCUCGCACUGCAUCAACCAGCCUGAUCCAUGAAACGGACUUGGUGGUCUCUUACACUGACCUUGACAAUCUCUUCAAUUCUGAUGAGGAUGAACUAACACCUGGAUCUAAAAGAACAGUGAAUGGUGCUGAUGACAAAUCCAACUGCAAAGAGGCAAAAGCAGGAAAUCUAGAUCCACUGUCAUGCAUAAGCACUGCAGAUCUCCAUAAAAUGUAUCCAACUCCACCUUCUUUGGAACAACACAUCAUGGGAUUUUCUCCAAUGAACAUGAAUAAUAAGGAAUAUGGCAGUAUGGACACUACACUUGGAGGAACAGUACUUGAAGGGAAUAGUUCCAGUAUGGGAGCUCAGUUCAGGAUUGAAGUAGAUGAGGGUUUCUGCAGCCCCAAACCUGCUGAAAUAAAGGAUUAUUCUUACGUUUAUAAACCUGAGAACUGCCAAGCCUUAGUGGGAUGUUCCAUGUUUGCACCACUGAAGACACUUCCCAGCCAGUGUCUCCCUCCCAUCAAACUGCCAGAAGAGUGCAUAUAUCGCCAGAGUUGGACUGUUGGAAAGCUGGAUUUGCUUCCUCCAGGACCUGCCAUGCCAUUUAUCAAAGAUGGUGACGGAAGCACUAUGGAUCAAGAGUAUGGCCCUGCAUACACGCCGCAAACUCAUACUCCGUUUGGAAUGCCCCCGGGAAGUGCACCACCCAGCAAUGGUGGAGCUGGGAUUCUCCCUUCUCCUUCCACCCCUCGUUUCCCAACUCCCAGAACACCAAGGACUCCUCGGACUCCUCGUGGAGCUGGUGGGCCAGCAAGCGCGCAGGGGUCAGUCAAAUAUGAGAACUCUGAUUUAUACUCACCAGCUUCCACGCCAUCGACGUGUAGACCACUUAAUUCUGUUGAACCUGCAACUGUGCCUUCCAUUCCAGAGGCACACAGUCUGUACGUGAAUCUCAUCCUCUCAGAGUCUGUAAUGAAUCUCUUCAAAGACUGUAACUUUGACAGCUGCUGCAUAUGCGUUUGCAAUAUGAACAUCAAAGGUGCUGAUGUUGGAGUUUACAUUCCUGAUCCAACACAAGAGGCCCAGUAUCGGUGUACCUGUGGUUUCAGUGCUGUUAUGAAUAGGAAGUUUGGCAACAGUUCUGGACUGUUUCUUGAAGAUGAAUUAGAUAUUUUAGGUCGUAACACAGAGUGUGGCAAAGAAGCAGAAAAACGCUUUGAAGCUCUCAGAGCUACUUCUGUUGAACAUGGCAGUGCAGGACUGAAAGAACCGGAGAAACUGCCUGAUGAGUUAAUACUGUUGCUGCAAGAUCAAUGCACCAACUUGUUCUCACCAUUUGGAGCAGCAGAUCAAGAUCCUAUUCCCAAAGUCAGUGCAGUUAGCAACCUGGUACGUGUAGAAGAAAGGGAUUGUUGCAAUGACUGCUACUUAGCCUUGGAACAUGGACGCCAGUUCAUGGACAAUAUGUCAGGAGGGAAAGUUGAUGAAGCACUUGUGAAAACUACUUGCUUGCACCACUGGUCAAAAAGAAACGUUGUGGACGUGAGCAUGCAGUGUUCCCAGGACAUCCUUCGGAUGCUGCUCUCACUUCAGCCCGUUCUUCAAGAUGCCAUUCAGAAGAAGCGCACGGUCCGGUCGUGGGGUGUGCAAGGCCCUCUCACGUGGCAGCAGUUCCACAAAAUGGCUGGCAGAGGCUCUUAUGGAACUGAUGAGUCCCCAGAACCACUGCCAAUCCCAACGUUUUUGUUGGGCUACGAUUACGAUUUUCUGGUGCUGUCUCCGUUUGCAUUGCCGUACUGGGAGAGGCUGAUGCUGGAACCUUAUGGAUCUCAAAGAGAUGUUGCUUAUGUUGUGGUGUGCCCUGAGAAUGAGGCUCUGCUAAAUGGAGCAAAAAGCUUCUUUAGGGAUCUGACUGCAAUAUAUGAGUCUUGCAGACUUGGCCAACAUAGACCUAUCUGUAAAUUAUUGCCUGAUGGAAUCAUGAGAGUUGGACCUACUGCUUCAAAGAAACUUUCUGAGAAGCUGGUCACAGAAUGGUUCUCACAGACAGCUAAUGCCAACAGUGAAGCAUUUUCCAAACUCAAACUGUAUGCCCAAGUUUGCAGAUAUGAGCUGGGUCCUUAUCUUGCUUCUCAGCCUUUGGACAAUUCAUUACUUGCCCAAACAAAUCUGGUCCCUCCUUCUAGCCAGCCAGCCUCUGCUCUGCCCCCAGUGACUGCCAGCACUGGAAAUCCCAACACUCCGUCUGCUCCUGCAGCUUCUACCAGUAGUACUAUGACAGCAACAUCAAACAGUGCCAUGUCUUCUGCAGCUACUACAGCUAACUCAACUUUAACUACCACUGCCACGUCAUCCUCUUCUGCUAACAUAGGCAGUGGGAUCCCAACAAACAAGCCUUCUUCGUUUCCACCUUUUAGCAGUAUGAACAAUACCACUUCUGCUUCCCUGCCCUCUCAGGCUGCAACAGUCCAAAACGGGCAAACAGGAGGACAGCAGCAACAGCCGGUGCUGCAAACGGCAGGGAUGUCUGGAGAUGCUGCUACAGCACCUGCACAGCCUCACCCAGAGGUUUCUGAAAGCACUAUGGAUCGUGAUAAAGUUGGAGUUCCUACAGAUGGGGAUUCACACGCUAUCACCUACCCACCUGCCAUUGUAGUUUACAUAAUUGAUCCUUUUACAUAUGAAAAAAAGGAUGAGAACAGUAGCUCAUCUAGUUUGUGGACACUUGGACUUCUGCGCUGCUUUUUAGAAAUGGUUCAGGUUCUUCCUCCUAACAUCAAGAAUAUAAUUUCUGUGCAGAUUGUUCCAUGUCAGUACCUUCUGCAGCCAGUGAAACACGAAGACCGGCAGAUUUAUACUCAGCAUUUGAAGUCUUUAGCAUUUUCAGCAUUUACUCAGUGUCGGAGACCUCUUCCAUCUUCCACCAACGUGAAAACGUUAACUGGCUUUGGCCCAGGCUUAGCCAUGGAAACGGCUCUUAAGAGCCCUGAUAGACCUGAGUGUAUUCGACUGUACACCCCUCCUUUUAUAUUGGCUCCUGUAAAAGACAAGCAAACAGAGCUUGGAGAAACUUUUGGAGAAGCUGGCCAGAAGUACAAUGUGCUUUUUGUAGGCUACUGUUUGUCUCAUGAUCAAAGAUGGCUUCUUGCAUCCUGUACAGAUCUCUAUGGAGAACAGUUAGAGACGUGCAUAAUAAAUAUUGAUGUACCAAACAGAGCUCGCAGGAAAAAGGGCUCUGCCCGCAGGCUUGGUCUUCAGAAACUCUGGGAAUGGUGCCUGGGACUCGUGCAGAUGAGUUCUUUGCCUUGGAGAGUCGUAAUAGGCCGCUUAGGAAGAAUAGGGCAUGGGGAACUAAAAGAUUGGAGUUGUUUGUUGAGUCGCCGAAAUCUUCAGUCCCUCAGUAAGAGGCUGAAAGACAUGUGCAGAAUGUGUGGCAUCUCUGCUGCAGACUCUCCCAGCAUUCUCAGUGCUUGUUUGGUAGCAAUGGAACCACAGGGGUCCUUCAUUAUUAUGCCAGAUUCUGUGUCGACCGGCUCUGUGUUUGGACGCAGCACCACUUUAAAUAUGCAGACAUCUCAGCUGAAUACCCCCCAGGACACGUCGUGCACUCACAUACUUGUGUUCCCCACAUCUGCUUCUGUGCAAGUAGCAUCGUCAACUUAUACCACUGAAAACUUGGAUCUGGCCUUCAACACAAACAAUGAUGGAGCAGAUGGAAUGGGCAUCUUUGACUUGUUAGACACUGGAGAUGAUCUUGAUCCUGAUAUUAUAAAUAUACUUCCUGCAUCACCUACUGGAUCCCCUGUACAUUCUCCAGGGUCCCACUACCCCCAUGGAGGUGAUAUGGGCAAGGGUCAAGGUACAGAUCGACUGCUUUCAACAGAAUCUCACGAUGAAGUAACAAACAUACUGCAACAGCCACUGGCCCUUGGUUAUUUUGUGUCAACUGCCAAAGCAGGUCCCUUGCCUGACUGGUUUUGGUCAGCGUGUCCUCAAGCACAAAAUCAGUGUCCCUUGUUUCUUAAGGCCUCUUUGCACCUCCACGUGCCUUCAGUGCAAUCAGACGAGCUACUCCACAGUAAACACUCCCAUCCACUUGAUUCUAAUCAAACUUCUGAUGUGCUCAGGUUUGUUCUGGAACAGUACAAUGCACUCUCCUGGCUAACCUGUGAUCCUGCAACCCAGGACAGACGGUCAUGUCUCCCGAUUCAUUUUGUGGUGCUGAAUCAGUUGUAUAACUUUAUCAUGAAUAUGCUGUGACCUUCAUCUGAAUUUUGCAAGACAAAAAAUGAGGAAAAGGGAUAUUUCACUGCAGGACUAAGUUAUAAUUCUUCUCAGUGCAAGUUGUUUGUGAUGGGGUAUGAAUCUUGUUACUUCCAGCAAAUAUUGUUUUGACUUGUGAGAGGGGUACUUAUCACCUGCUGUCUUUGAGUCAAUGACUAUGGGGGACGCUUUAGAAUGAUGAUCAGAAAGUGUAUUAUAACAUUUUUAGUAGCAAAAUUAACCAUUUUUCCCCGGUCACAGUAUUUGUGAAGAGUAAUGAGCCAUAGUACCCAGUCACGGUUAAUGAAUAUUAAAAGCAUGGAGAUGAGAAGAAACGUGAGGAACAAUGAGUUUCAACCUAUGGCUUCAGAACAUCAAGAUGUUCUUGUAUUGGAUUAUAGUACCUAGUAUUCAAAAAUGCCUGCAUCUCUUAUUUAUUGUAAGUUUUUAAAUGUAUAAAUUGUCUUAUAUUUCUUAACCUCUUUUAUAAAAAUUUUCCUAGAAGGUUUAUACUGCCUUCUUGCUUUAAAGCAAUUGGUCUAAAAUAUAUGUAAUCGUCUUAAUUAAAAGUUGCAGUAGGUUGCUUUUAGAGUAUUAUUUUUUUGUAAGGGGGUGGGCGGGGACAGUAAAUUUGUAUUGUCUUGAUGUACAGUUUAAUGGGUAUAGAGGGGUUAAUGUCCAUACCAUUGUGUGUGGGGGAUUUACAGCUAAGCUGUAGUUGCAGAGUACAUGUACAGUAAUGAAGUUCACUGUGUUUAUAUAAAUUGAAAAGGUACCGGGUCUUACAGCAUUUUAUAUCACACCUUUACAGAGUAACAAUGGCAAUAUAUCAGUGAUAUUGUAGGUGGUUUAACUUGUAGUGAGAAUAAAACGAAUAAACUCUUCAACUGAAGUUUGUGUUAUGGUUCAGGGCUGUGGCUAGAUUCUCAGAUCUGUUUCCAGUAUCCUAGUUUAAUUAUUACAAGAAUAUCUAUUUGUGCAUUGCUGUUGCUAGAUAUUCUUGGCACUGUGGUGAGCAUUAUUUUCUCCUGUUUGUGACAAAACACAAACCUAAAGUGGAAGGCACAGAACACAGAUCUUACCCAAAGUCUCCAGUGAGGCUGAAAUUUAGCCCAGCUCUAGCCAUUUUACAAAUGCAAAAACAGUCAAUCUUGACUUUAAGAUUGGUGUGUGUUUAACUAAAACGUGAUGUAUAUAGAUUCUCAGUGAAUUCUGGUAUUCAGAUUUUAUUCCCUUAGUUGAGGGGGGGGGAACUAAAAAAUAUCCCAAUCACCCAAAAAAACUGAAAAAACAACAAAAUGCCCCAAAUGCUUUCCUCUUUCAUGUAUUUUUGUCAUGGUGGUGAAGGUUCCAAAUAUCAGUGUAUGGCCUUUCCCAUAUCCCCUUUUCAGACUGGGGUGUGUGUGCUAAGGAGGCUCAGCCCUCCCUGAGGAAUGGCCUGACAAAUCACAAGGCUUUGGUAAACCUCUCCUCCUUCACCAUUUCUUCCUCCGUAGUUUCCUUCCUUUCUCCUAGCAGACACCAAAUGUCUGAUGGUGCUCUAAAAUAGCCCCUACGGGUGCUGAAGAGCAACUGCAUCUGCUUUUCCUUGGUUCCUCAUCUUCUGACUGCCAGAUUGAAAGCUUAACUCCUGCAGUGCUCACGUGAGUCUGUUGCUGUAAUCAUGUCCUGGGUCUUAACGCUGUCCGUCGAGCUGGUUAAACCUGUACAGGAGCAAGUUAAGAUCCAUUUUUGCACCCACUGUUAAUCCUCUACAAGGAAGAAAUCACUUGUAUUUACAAAACGUACUAUGUUAAUGAAAAUUAUGGUUUUGUAAAUGCAAAAUACCUGCCUGAGAAUUUUUUUCUUACAAUGUCUCCUUGAAUUAUGUAUAUACAAUAUUAGCGCC
This is a messenger RNA of Phasianus colchicus (ring-necked pheasant), 9087 nucleotides long. It is a transcript of the gene MED13, whose product is annotated as mediator complex subunit 13. The record is from RefSeq and is a predicted model, not a curated record. Gene Ontology annotation, molecular function: transcription coactivator activity. Gene Ontology annotation, cellular component: mediator complex. Lineage: Eukaryota; Metazoa; Chordata; Aves; Galliformes; Phasianidae. Gene Ontology annotation, biological process: positive regulation of transcription by RNA polymerase II.